Molecule: messenger RNA, 852 nt
Organism: Phytophthora infestans T30-4
Lineage: Eukaryota; Oomycota; Peronosporomycetes; Peronosporales; Peronosporaceae
Product: ubiquitin family protein, putative
Exons: 5
Coding region: 1-852 (283 amino acids)
Biological process (GO): protein processing
Cellular component (GO): Dsc E3 ubiquitin ligase complex; endoplasmic reticulum
Molecular function (GO): protein binding
Source: RefSeq, a predicted model, not a curated record
AUGAUGGAGCCAGAACGCACAGAUAACAUCACGGAGGAGAAGCCGUUGCUAUCGGGCGACUGCGUGGGGAUAACGAUCAAUGACGACAACAAUGACAAGAUUGUGUUAAAGGUCAAGACACUCAGUGAAAAGCCACUGCGCGUGGAGAUCUUCCCCUCGGCCACCGUGGGGGAACUUAAGGAGAUCGUGAAGAAGAAAGCCAAUGCUGAAGGCAAGUUCCUGCGUUUGAUCCACCAAGGCAAGAUGCUGUCGGACGACAAGGCCACACUCGAAAGCUGUAAGGUCAAAACCGAGGACUUUGUCCACUGCGCUAUUAGCUCAGCACCCCCGAAGGCUGUGGUCAACCAGAUGGCAGCUACGGAUAGCGAACCGGAGGAACGAGAUGAUCCAUCCACGCGGAGAGGUUUUGAUAGACUCCGCGACCGACUUAGCAGGGAGGAAAUUCAGGCUUUACGUCUAUAUUUCUACCCGCAGCUCUCGGUGUAUAUUAGUCAGGCGGAACGUGUUCCCGGUGAAAGCAGCGAGGAUCGGAUAUACCGAUUGGAAGAGGAGUGGAUGGCGUCACAAGGACCACAGUCUGAGUUUGCCCUCAAUGUUGUGCCGACUGCGCGUAUUGCGAUGGAUGCGCAGAUCGACAUGAAUGGCAUGAACAACUCGAUUCUGGCAGCGGAUAAUGAAGGCACUGGCACCGAAUUUCUAUGGGGGUUCUUGAUGGGCCUCUUGCUUGGUGUAUUUAUGCUUCUGAUGCUUCUCGACCGCUCCGUUCCCCGCAAGCAAAAAGUUGGCCUGCUGCUCGGCGUGAGCAUGAACUUCUUCUUGAGUGUUGUGCCACGUGCUGUCUCCGACCAAUAG